Stereum hirsutum FP-91666 SS1 is the source of this 465-nucleotide messenger RNA. RefSeq lists its product as uncharacterized. The coding region runs from base 1 to 465 and encodes 154 amino acids. The transcript has 4 exons. Lineage: Eukaryota; Fungi; Basidiomycota; Agaricomycetes; Russulales; Stereaceae. The record is from RefSeq and is a predicted model, not a curated record.
AUGUGGUGGGCAACGAACGACAGCACGACGAUGGAGGCAGUCGGCAUCGACGUCGGGCAGAGGUCGACCACAAGACGUCCUCGUAUCACAUCCGAUGCAUUGGCAGUGGCCGAUAUGCCGAUCAGAGAUGACAGUGAAAACCACGGCGAUCUGUUGAGUUACUUCCGCCCUACGCAGUCUGGUGAAGAGGUUAGAGGCCCAAUCAACGUACCGGAUCUUCCAGAGUGCCAGUGCAUGCGUGCUCACGCGGCGGAAUCCUACAAAGCAAAGACGGCUGGAGAAGGGAUUCGUGCCACAGGAAGCGGUACCCGUCAAUCAAGUUGCGGUUGCACGAAGCCGCCGGCUUGGGCUCAAACUCAGACUAUCUGUCUCGCAAAGUCUGACCAAUCGGUGAAUGCUAUCUCGACCCCCACGGAUGUCAAGGCCACCGAAAAUGACAGGACCAGUGCGACGCAUGGAAAGUAA